Physeter macrocephalus (sperm whale) is the source of this 997-nucleotide messenger RNA. RefSeq names its product H(+)/Cl(-) exchange transporter 5-like. The record is from RefSeq and is a predicted model, not a curated record. Lineage: Eukaryota; Metazoa; Chordata; Mammalia; Artiodactyla; Physeteridae. Bases 304 to 528 code for a protein of 74 amino acids. The transcript is spliced from 3 exons.
AGCCGCGCGCCCGCUCCCCCUCCUCCCGGCUGGGCUGUGAAUGAAGCUCUGCAGGCUACGUGGGGCGCUAGCUCAACUUAGUGUCCCGGACGCCAGAGCUGACUGAGCGCUCGGCCCGCCAGCGGCGGGCACGGGCUCUGCCGCUCCGGACCUCGGCGACAGGUUCUGGGCUUGAGCAUCUUGCAGAAAACAAGACGACACAGCUGCUGUUCCAUCUACAUCCCAGUCGAGUCUCCCUACAAAACUGGGGGGCCCGGGAAACUCUGAGCCUGUGACCCCAGCGUGGGAGAGAAUAGGAUCAAGAUGGCCAUGUGGCAGGGAGCCAUGGAUAACAGAGGCUUUCAGCAGGGGAGUUUCAAUAGCUUCCAGAGCAGCUCCAGUGAUGAGGACUUGAUGGACAUACCAGGGACAGCUAUGGAUUUCUCCAUGAGAGAUGAUGUUCCUCCCUUAGAUGGAGAAAUAGAAGGUAUCAUUACUGCUGAUGACAAUUUAUCUUUUAAAAAAUUAUUUCCAAUGUACAUACAAUAACAUUUAUUUAUCUCCUGGCACACAGUCCUGUGAAUUUUAACACAUGCGUAGAUACUUGUAAUCACCACCACCGACAAGAUACAGAACAGUUCAACACCCACAAAGAAUUCCUUCUUAUUACCCUUUGUAGUCAGACCUCCCCCACCCCCAAGCCCUGGUAACCACUGAUUGGUUCUCUGUCCCAUAGUUUUUCCUUUUUGAGAAUGUCAUAUACAUGGAGUCACAUAGUUUCAACUUCUGAGACUGACUUCAUUCACUCAGCUUAAUGCCUUGGAGUUUCAUUUAAGUUGUUCAUUCCUUUCUCUUGCUGAGUAGUAUGCCCUGGAGUGGGAUCACUGGAUUGUGUGAUAAAUGUAUGCUGAACUUUGUAAGUAACUGCCAAACCAUUUUCCAGAGUGGCUGUACCAUUUUGCAUUUUUGCCGUACGCGGGCCUCUCACUGUUGUGGCCUCUCCCGUUGGGGAGCACAG